CCCCCGGGGCCGAUGCGCAGACUGAAUGCGCAGUGAAUAACAUCAUUGAUGGGUGCCUAGACCGACACAACAUUAGCUGCUGCUUGUUAUUGUGAUAGAGAACCAUCAAGAUCUCGAAAUGGCCUCGAGUGAAACCACCACGGAUGACUCCCUGUACCCCAUCGCCGUCCUCAUAGACGAGCUGAGGAACGAAGAUGUCCAGCUACGAUUGAACUCCAUUAAGAAGUUAUCCACAAUUGCCCUGGCACUGGGUGUUGAGCGAACUCGAAGUGAACUUAUCCCUUUCCUUACCGACACUAUAUACGAUGAAGAUGAAGUGUUGUUAGCCUUGGCUGAGCAACUAGGCACCUUUACCCCUUUAGUUGGAGGCCCAGAAUAUGUACAUUGUCUUUUGCCGCCACUCGAGUCUUUGGCCACCGUUGAAGAAACUGUUGUUCGUGACAAAGCUGUAGAAUCCUUACGAAGGAUUUGUGAAGAACACAACAAUGAAGACCUUGAAACACAUUUUGUACCACUUGUUAAAAGAUUGGCAGUUGGUGAUUGGUUCACAUCAAGAACAUCUGCCUGUGGUCUUUUCUCCGUGUGCUACACAAGGUUAUCUAUAGCCACCAAAGCUGAGUUACGGUCACAUUUUAGAUCGUUGUGCCAAGAUGAUACACCAAUGGUUCGUCGAGCUGCAGCUUCAAAAUUGGGAGAGUUUGCCAAAGUUGUGGAGGUGGAAUAUUUGAAGUCAGAUCUCAUCCCAAUGUUUGUUGCCCUUGCUCAGGAUGAACAGGACUCUGUCCGUUUGCUUGCUGUGGAAGCUUGUGUUAGUAUGGCUGGGCUCCUGCAGCAGGAGGACACAGAGUUGCUUGUAAUGCCUACCUUAAGACAAGCUGCAGAAGACAAAUCUUGGAGGGUUCGUUAUAUGGUGGCAGACCGUUUUAUUGAUCUACAGAAAGCGGUUGGUCCGGAAAUUACAAAAACAGAUCUUGUUCCUGCAUUCCAAAGUCUUUUAAAAGAUGUUGAGGCUGAAGUUCGGGCAGCUGCAGCUGGAAAAGUCAGAGAUUUCUGCCAAAAUCUUGAUACAUCAGUUCAAGAAUCUGUUAUUAUGAAUAAUAUUUUAACUUGUAUUAAGGAACUAGUAAAUGAUGGUAACCAACAUGUGAAGUCAGCUCUAGCAGGAGUGAUUAUGGGUUUGUCUCCAAUUUUAGGAAAAGAUAACACCAUCAACCAUCUUUUGCCCCUCUUCCUUUCAAUGCUCAAAGAUGAGUGCCCAGAAGUGAGACUGAACAUCAUCUCAAACUUAGAUUGUGUUAAUGAAGUCAUUGGUAUCCAGCAGCUGUCCCAGUCCCUAUUACCAGCAAUUGUAGAAUUAGCAGAGGACACAAAAUGGCGUGUUCGGUUGGCCAUAAUUGAAUACAUGCCCCUAUUAGCAGGCCAGUUAGGUGUCGAUUUUUUCAAUCAGUCCCUUGCAAAACUUUGUAUGACUUGGCUUGUGGAUCAUGUAUAUGCAAUCCGGGAAGCUGCUACCAACAACCUUCGUAAAUUAGUGGAGCUGUUUGGGUCUGACUGGGCCUCGCAACACGUUUUACCGAAGAUCAAUGCCAUGUCCAGGGAUGGAAACUACCUUCAUCGUAUGACUUGCCUUCAUUGUAUAAAUGUGAUAGCAGAGGUAUGUGGAAAGGAUGUAACAACCAAGACUCUUCUUCCUACUGUUUUAGCCAUGGCAGCCGAUAACGUACCAAAUGUGAGGUUUAAUGUUGCUAAAUGCCUUCGAGUAGUAGGUCCUCAUAUAGAAAAGAGUAAAGCCCUCCAUGCACAAGUAAAGCCAGUUUUGGAACGUCUAAAUGAUGACCCAGAUACAGAUGUUAAAUACUUUGCUGCAGAGGCAAUGGAAGAAAAUGGUCUAAUCUAAAUGGCCUUGUAUUUUCUAGCCUAUGGCUAAGAAAAAGUUGCUGCUGUAGUAUCUUCUGCAAUGACGCCAAUGUUUGCAGCCGCGUAAAGCAGUACAAAUACAUCUAUGCGAGGCACAACUGGACAUCCUAAAAUGAUCAAUAGAUGAGAAAAUUAUAAUUUUAAGUAAAUGGCCUUUGACAAAUGUGUUAUGUUAAUGGUGGUGCUGAUUUGCCACUGAUUACUUUUGUUAUAGAAAUUCUAGAGGUAAACCUAUUAAUAGUUUGUAUCAUAACUUCAGUCUUUCAAUUCAUCUGCUACAGUAGGCCAAGAAUACUUUUCAUUUUAAGAACUAAUGUAGGCUUGAAGAACUAAGAGGUUCUCAAGGCUUAAGUACUAUAUGCAUAGGUGUAACAUUUGAGUGUUUGUAAAGAUACUGACUCUUUGCAUACUGGUAUGUUUAAAAGGAGUCUCUCUCUCUCUCUCUCUCUCUCUCUCUCUCUCUCUCUCUCUCUCUCUCUCUCUCUCUCUCUCUCUCUCUCUCUCUCUCUCUCUC
Molecule: messenger RNA, 2431 nt
Organism: Macrobrachium nipponense
Lineage: Eukaryota; Metazoa; Arthropoda; Malacostraca; Decapoda; Palaemonidae
Gene: Pp2A-29B
Product: serine/threonine-protein phosphatase 2A 65 kDa regulatory subunit A alpha isoform-like
Exons: 13
Coding region: 119-1897 (592 amino acids)
Biological process (GO): protein dephosphorylation
Cellular component (GO): protein phosphatase type 2A complex; cytoplasm
Molecular function (GO): protein phosphatase regulator activity; protein binding
Source: RefSeq, a predicted model, not a curated record